Molecule: messenger RNA, 1637 nt
Organism: Prunus avium (sweet cherry)
Lineage: Eukaryota; Viridiplantae; Streptophyta; Magnoliopsida; Rosales; Rosaceae
Product: 4-hydroxybenzoate polyprenyltransferase, mitochondrial-like
Biological process (GO): ubiquinone biosynthetic process
Cellular component (GO): mitochondrial inner membrane
Molecular function (GO): 4-hydroxybenzoate polyprenyltransferase activity
Source: RefSeq, a predicted model, not a curated record
UUUUUGGGGUUUAAUUAAACAGUAUGGUGCGGAGACUGAGUGAUGCAUUUGAGUGAAUUCUGAAAAUGGCGUCGUUUUGGCUGGUCUCUCGAGCUUCGCGUAGGUUUCUGAAACCUUCACAUUCUUCCUCCCGCACCCUAUUUGCAGUUUCUUCUACUUACCAAUUAACCACCACCACCACCACCUCGAAAAAUCCUAAUCCUAACCCUUAUGCCAACGCAACCCUGUUGGGCCCAUUCACCCAAAGGCACCGUUGGACUCCCAGUUGCGUCGAAUUUGAUCUCAGACUCCUAGCGCACAUCUCCAGCUCGUCUUCAUCUACAGGCGCCAAGAACGACGGAAAUCGGGCCAGCAAUGACGCCAAGGUUGAAGUUGAGGCUUCUUGGAUCGACUUGUAUUUGCCGAGACAAGCUCGCCCUUAUGCGAAGCUCGCUCGCCUCGACAGGCCCAUUGGCACCUGGUUGCUCGCAUGGCCUUGUAUGUGGUCAAUAACAUUGGCAGCAUGCCCUGGACACCUUCCUGAUAUUAAGAUGAUGACACUAUUUGGAUGUGGGGCUCUGCUCUUAAGGGGCGCUGGAUGCACCAUAAACGAUCUCCUUGACCGGGAUAUUGAUACCAUGGUAGAACGUACAAAGUUGCGGCCAGUUGCAAGUGGUCUUUUGACUCCUUUUAAGGGGCUUUGUUUUCUUGGAUUUCAAUUGCUUUUGGGUCUUGGAAUUCUCCUCCAACUGAAUAAUUAUAGCCGCGUUUUGGGGGCUUCAUCGUUGUUGCUAGUUUUCUCGUAUCCUCUCAUGAAGAGGUUGACAUUCUGGCCCCAAGCCUAUCUAGGUUUGACCUUUAAUUGGGGAGCUUUAUUAGGAUGGGCUGCUGUUAAAGGAAGCAUUGAUCCAGCUAUAGUGCUCCCAUUGUACCUUUCUGGAGUUUUCUGGACGCUUGUGUAUGAUACGAUAUACGCACAUCAGGAUAAGGAAGAUGAUCUGAAAGUAGGUGUUAAGUCUACAGCAUUGAGAUUUGGUGAUUCAACUAAGGAGUGGAUUACUGGGUUUGGAAUUAUGUGCAUCAGCAGUCUUGCCCUCAGUGGAUAUAAUGCUGAAAUUGGGUGGCCAUACUAUGCAUUUUUGGCGGCUGCAUCUGGACAAUUAGCUUGGCAGAUAUGGACUGCCGACCUUUCAUCCCGAGUUGAUUGCAACAGAAAAUUUGUGUCGAACAAGUGGUUUGGUGCUAUUAUUUUCAGUGGAAUCCUUUUCGGAAAACUUUCAUCAUAGGGGUAAAGGUUACUUUUGGAGUAGUUACUUCCAACCUUGGGGUACUCCUAUUAUGGGCUAUGUCUUGAAUCAAGUUUAAAUGAUUUAUGGGAUACUGCUUGUGGAAUUUUUGAGGAAGUUGCCAGAUUAAAUAAGUGGAGGCUGCAAGAUAGUUGAUAUGCGGCACCCGAAGUACAACAAUGAAGGAUAUGAAUAUUGUCUUUACUAUCUGUGGUGGAGAGAUGAGUAUACUCUAAAAUAGACCCCUUUUUUAGUAGGGGCAGAACAAUUUUGGCUAACAUAGGCGUCAAUGUUGUAACAUUCUUCUUUUUAGUAUGUGGGGGAUAUUGUUGUAAGACCGUUAUUUCCAGUUAACAUAUUGUUUGAUUUAAA